AUGCAACAUUUUUCACCUUGGAGCCAAAAAAUAGAUACUUAAACCCAUAGAAUGAAAAAUAAGGCAUAGUUGUCAUUAUCCCCUUAUAUCCAACCAAAAACUGGGAGAUUAAAUAAUCUAUCUCUUUAAUAGCAUCCUAGAAGAGUUAACUCCCAAUUUUACAAACAGCAAAACAGCGGAAUUUAAGAGGAAUCUAAAUAAUACAAUAAUGCUAGCAGUUAAACAGAUUUACCUUCUUUGGAGUUGGAGGAUUUAAUAUAUGCAUAACAAUAAUAAGAAUAAUCAUCACGGAGAUAUCAAAAUGCAAUCCUUCAAACCAAAAAUCAUUAUCAUUAAACUACUAUCAUAAGUCUUUUAUAGACAAUUCAUUUUAAGCCUGAUUAACUGUAAUCUCUUAAAAGUAAAGCAUAAUAGCUUAAACGAGUAAUUGUGCAAAGUAAAAAUAGAACUAUUUCUGUUGUAGUGGUUAACAAUGCUACCUAAUUUGUAUCACAUUUGUUUAAUUCAAACUAUUUUGAAUAGGCUCCUGAUAAUUUUUUUAAUACACAACAUCAUCCAUCUUUCUUUAUGACUUAAGUCACUAUUUCAAACAGUAAUGCUUCAAAUACAGUUCAUUCCUAUCAAGAUUUGUUGACUGUAACAAAAAAAAAUAGAAUCUAUGACGUAAGCUUAAAUAGAUUAUUAUAUGACUAAUCGUAAUCUUUUAUACAUUAUUGUCCUGAUAUAGUGAUUGUUACGAUCGGAAAUCUUUAAGAGGAACUUUCAAAUAGACAGAGGGAUAAAUCCUUUUUGGUGAGGAGUGCUGAAUAAAUUUAAAAGGAAACAAACAGAACAAUAAGAGUGAAUAAAAAAAGAACAAAACUUAAAUUAAAGGAAUUAAAUUGA
Molecule: messenger RNA, 885 nt
Organism: Paramecium tetraurelia
Lineage: Eukaryota; Ciliophora; Oligohymenophorea; Peniculida; Parameciidae
Exons: 1
Source: RefSeq, a predicted model, not a curated record